Molecule: messenger RNA, 502 nt
Organism: Macrosteles quadrilineatus (aster leafhopper)
Lineage: Eukaryota; Metazoa; Arthropoda; Insecta; Hemiptera; Cicadellidae
Exons: 3
Coding region: 64-372 (102 amino acids)
Source: RefSeq, a predicted model, not a curated record
AUGAUCAAGUAAAACAUUCAGUUCAUUCACCAAUUCAAGCAGAUAAGCUAACACGGGAUAAUAAUGUUGAUACUGUUUUUAGUUUCUUUAUGUUUUAGUGUUUUUGUAAUUAUUGAUGUUUCAUCCUCCAAAAUUGUUCCAGCCAUUGACUUCAGGAAUGUGGAGUACUACACCAACGAGCAAUGUGGAGAAUGGCCCCACUGCCCCCUAGUUGACUGUCGUCUGUUGCCGCCUAUAGUGCUGGGCUUCUGCUGUGGGUGCAAACAGACACGAGACCACGUCGGCAUUGAAUGUCCUCAGUCCAUGCCUUGUCCUCAAAUCAACACUGAACUGUGUCAUCAGUACAACCUCUUGAUGAAUUGCUGCUGUUAAAAUGUUUAAUUUUGGGAUUGAGCAUAAGGUUAAUGAAUCUGCACUUAGUUUUGUCCAUUACAUUAUUUUGUCAGUUGUACUUUUAUCAGCUAACAGAUUUUUAGUCAAUAAAACCACGAUCUGCCAAGAA